This is a messenger RNA of Solea senegalensis (Senegalese sole), 3064 nucleotides long. Its product is annotated as glucosidase 2 subunit beta-like. The coding region runs from base 115 to 1476 and encodes 453 amino acids. Lineage: Eukaryota; Metazoa; Chordata; Actinopteri; Pleuronectiformes; Soleidae. The transcript is spliced from 15 exons. The record is from RefSeq and is a predicted model, not a curated record. Gene Ontology annotation, cellular component: glucosidase II complex. Gene Ontology annotation, molecular function: calcium ion binding; protein binding. Gene Ontology annotation, biological process: N-glycan processing; liver development.
GUCAUGGAUGUAUCCCGUUUAAAUGUCCGUCGCAUGUCAUGAAAUUUAAACAGGUUUGAGCGGGUUUUUGUUAACGAGGCAAGCGGGGGAAAGUUGACAAUUCUGCCAACUGACAUGCGUUUCCACAUUGUUAUCGCAGCUGUGUUUUGUUGUGGUUUCGCAGACUCGCGGAAAAUAAGAGGGAUAUCCUCGUCGUACAAACGCUUCUACAGAGAGAGGAAAUCCUUCCUGUGUAUCGAUGGCUCCAAAAUCAUCCCGUUUGAGCAGGUGAACGAUGACUACUGCGACUGUGAUGAUGGCUCUGAUGAACCAGGAACAUCAGCCUGUCCUCGUGGCCGAUUCUACUGCACCAAUCUGGGUUUUCGACCACACUACAUACCGUCAUCUCGAGUCAAUGAUGGCAUCUGUGAUUGCUGCGAUGCCUCAGAUGAAUACAACAGCCAUGCUCACUGCCAGAACACUUGCUGGAAUCUGGGACAGAGAGAGAGAGCGUAUGUGGAGGGCCAGAUGAGGACCUUGGACGAGGGUUUGCAACUCAAGCAGCAACUGAUUGAGGAAGGAGUGCUGCUCUGGAGGGAGAAGCAGGCCCAACUCCGAGAGCUUCAGCAGGCAGCCGAGGACCUCCAGAUCAAACUUGAGGAACACAGGCGGAGGAAGAAUGAGGCAGAGCAAACAUUAAAGGCACUGGAAGCGGGCGACAGUGGUCUCAGACAUCACAACAACACCAUAACCAGCAUGUUCCAGUUACUGGACAGCAAUAAAGAUGCCAGAAUAACAGUGGAUGAACUUCAGGCAAAAGUGACAGUCAUCCAUGAUGAGGGGCGGCUUCUCUCUGAGGAUGAAGCAGUGGCUUUGUUGGGAGGAGCCCAUCAGAUGGAUCUCACAAAGUUUCGACACACACUUUGGGACAUCCUGACAAAAGGAGACCGUGUCAAGAUCAAAGACACACAUGGCUCAGAAGACAGUACUGUCGGUGAAGAUUCUCAUUUAAAGGCUGCUGACAGAGCUGCAAAGUGGGAGGCUACCAAUCUGAAGAAAGUAGAAGAAGCCUAUGAUACAGUCAACAUGGAAAUAAGUGAUCUGCAGAAGAAGCUUGCCAUCGACUACGGAACAGAUUGGGAGUUUCUGUUUUUGAACAGCCAGUGUUACAAGCUGAAAGUAUAUGAGUACACUUAUACCCUGUGCCCCUUCAAUCAAGUCACACAAGAGAACACUGCAGGAACACAGGUCUCAUUAGGGAUGUGGGGGAUGUGGGCAGGAGCACCAAAGAAUCAUUACAGUCAGAUGGUGUAUGAAAAUGGAGAGCCCUGCUGGCAAGGAGGAUCACGCAGUGCCACAGUCACACUGACAUGCGGAACAGAGACAGCCUUGCGAUCGGUGAAGGAGCCCAGCAAAUGCCAGUACAUCAUGGACUUUCAGACUCCUGUGGCCUGUCAGCCAGUGCUAAAGCAACGGGGCAUACACAGUGAACUGUGACCCCUCCCUCAACUGGCCUAGCCUAGAUUAACCUAGCUGCCCCCAACCGUUCCCCAAACGUCUACCCUGCGAUGACAGGCUAGGGUCCUGAGGGUCCCCUCUGACAUCUGUUACCAGAACAUUUACUUCCAACAAAGUCUUGCUAAGGUCAUAAUGUGAUUUUUAGUAACUCUGUUCUUCCACUUUAGUUUUCAUUGUUACAAUGCAGCUUUAUUUCUACUAUGUCUUAGUAUUGAAAGGCUGCAUGAGUUAGUGAAGGUAUAUACAUAUAUAUAAGGGUUUAAUUCUCAGCAAUAUGACAAUACAAUUAUUAUGUAUUUAUUGAAUAAAUAACAGAUCAGUUGCAUUGCAAUCUGCCAUUAUCACUUUAAGUGAUUAUUGUGUCAAGUUGAUGUUUUUUUAUAAGCACAAAUGGAAGAACUGCAGACUUGUACCUUAUUAUAGUGGAUACUCUUGUCUGUUGAUAUUCAGUAUUUUUCUAUUGCCAAUACAUCAAUGAAGAAGAAAAAAACUAAAACCAACAAUGAUUUGAUCAUCUAUUAUUAUAAAUACACAUUUAGCCAAGGCUUGAUGACAGCCAUCACCCAACAGAAUCAUGCAUUUUGUCAAAGUUAUCUACUAAGUUUCUUGUUCUUUCAUUAUGAUGAACAUUAGGGCGGCGUUUAAGUCUGUGGUGACCUCCUCCCUGCAGCUGUAAAUACUAAACAACAUCAAAUGAUUACAAAUAUGCAGCUGAUAAUAGUCCCCAGCAAAUGGUUCACCUACUCCUCUUUUAGUAACAUUUGCCAAAAACCACAAUAUCCAGCUGUUUUGGGAAAUCUGGCCCCAUUUUAAAAUGUAACAUGUGUCAUAUUUGUGACCUGUUUUUAAAGGUUUACAUCUUCAGCUCUGGAACCAGUGGGCCUGGGACUACACAGUGCUACAGUCUGAGUAAGAACGCCACACCACACUGUAGGAGAAAAGAGACAAACGGAUGCAUUGUUGGUUUAGUUUUUUUUUUUAAAUCUGUUUUUAAAUAUAGGAUAAAUUAAGCUCAGCAUUGUCCUUUACAUACUGUUUCCACUGCAGCCCUUAAAGCCGGGUUAGGCAGUGUAAUGUAAAUGGAUUUAUCUGAAAACUGAUGGAGUCGUUUGCCGCUCAUCUAUCCUCUGUUUCAAGCCUUUGGGAAAUCUGGCCCAUAAGAGGAGACAUUGACCAAUCCCAGCUCAGUUAUUGUACCAAGAAGCUGUCUGUAUACUGCCCUCCACUGCAAAGCUGCCUAAAAAAAACAGUUUGACAAUAGAUGCAAUAAAAAGACAUCAAUAUCAGCAGAGCUUUUCAGAGGUGAGACAUUCCCUCUGGGUCAUACAGUAUUUUAUGUAUGAAGCACAUGUCUGUCCACGCUCAUCUGGUGAGAGGGACUCAUGACAGAGAGCUGCAGUCCCAAAAAUGUUUGAAGUUAAAUGUAUUAUUUUGACAACUUGAUGAUGAGAUUGAGUGAACUAUUUUUCUAUUCAUCCUGCCGACCGCAGCUUUACGGCUUAACAACAAUACAACUGUAUGUACUGUAGAUAGUCAAAGAAAUAAAAUGACAUUUCUGCAAAUGUAA